Molecule: messenger RNA, 774 nt
Organism: Exophiala aquamarina CBS 119918
Lineage: Eukaryota; Fungi; Ascomycota; Eurotiomycetes; Chaetothyriales; Herpotrichiellaceae
Exons: 1
Coding region: 98-358 (86 amino acids)
Source: RefSeq, a predicted model, not a curated record
GCCCCUCGUAAAGGCACAAAGCGCGGCAAAUGUCAAGCUCUCAAAGAGGCCUCGCGAAAGAUCCGCAAGGAGAUCGACGAGAUCACCAUCGACGAAUAUGCCAUCCAAACCACAAAGCAAGCAACCAGUCCCUUCCCAUCUGAGACGACCCAGAACCCCGAAGACGUCGCGGCCCUCAAGAAAUACGAUGCGAUCGAAGAAGAAGAGCUCGCUGCCACUGCCAAAGAACACAAAGCCAAAAUUGCCAAUUCCACCUACUUCACGCAGAACCUACCCGUCCGAAUCAAUGUCGCGGUGCCGGAGCAAGGUCGUUUCACCCGCGAAGUGGAAACCACAAUCGGCGAAAUUCGCAACAUAGAGCUCGUAACCGACAUUGUCAAGAACUCUCUGCCUUUCGAGAUCAAAAGGGCAGGCAUUGAUGUUUCAAAGGCCAAAUUCGCUGGUAUCAUGACAUAUGGGCCCACGAACGACUUCUCGAAAGAUCUCAUUCACCACACGCGCGGUCUCUUUGUCGACGAUCAUACCUACAAGAAGUGGUGGCUUGGGGUCAAUCGAGUCGCACGGGUCGACGGAGACCAUUUGAAAAUCGCAGUCAUUCUAGAGGAUGGAAGCAUGCUGAAGAAGUCGGAGUGGGACAUUUCGGAAGGGGAUAUGGAGACUGGCUGCCGAAAUUAUGCGAAGAUGCAGGAGCAGGUGCGGGAUGCAAGGGGGGCCACUGCAGUCCCAGAUGUCCAUGAGAAGGCUGACAAGGCUAAGCUCGAGGCUGAACUCAAG